GGGUUCGGGGACUCGGCGCACGGUCGGGCAGCGGAGGCGAUUGAAGUCCCACGGAACAGCCGCAGAGUGGCCUCAGGUCAAGUUUAAGAAAGUAAGCAAGCGGGAGGAAGACAUUGCAAAGGCACAGCCCGAGCUAGGUUUUUGCAUUAUAGGGAGACAUGGGCAAUUUCAAAGGUCAUGCUAUGCCUGGGACCUUUUUCCUCCUCUUUGGCUUGUGGUGGUCAGUGAAGUACCCACUAAAGUAUGUCUGUCGAAAGAACAAGAAUGCUUGUUACCUUGGUUCCAGGGCAGGAUUUCAGCGUUUGGAAUUUAUUGAGGGGAUUGUCAAAGCAGUAUUCGCCUUGAUUGGUAUGAUAGCUGAGCAGUUUGUUCCUGAUGGGCCUCACCUGAAGUUGUAUAAUUAUGAGGAAAAACACUGGGAUCACUUGAUGAACUGGCAGCAUGCCACUAUGUAUCUCUUCUAUGGCAUCUCGGGGCUGGUUGACAUUAUGGCUCAUGGCACCAGUGCAUUGCCAGUGGCCUUGGAUAGGCUGAUGCUUUCGUUAGCAGUUUUCAUUGAAGGUUUUCUCUUUUAUUACCACAUACAUGGGCGAGCCAUGCUGGAUUUUCAUGUUCAUCAGUUACUUUUAGUGGCUAUCUUUGGAGCAGCUUUUUGCAUAUUUCUGGAAGCCUUCUUCCGUGGCAGCAUUGUACUUGAGAUGCUCCGGACGAGUCUCUGCAUUCUGCAAGGUAGCUGGCUCUGGCAGAUUGGCUUUGUACUUUACCCUCCAAAUGGAAGACUGGAAUGGAACCAAAUGGAUCACAAUAAUAUGAUGUUCUUGACAAUGUGCUAUUGCUGGCAUUAUGCCUUUGCUUUUCUUAUUCUUGCUGUGAAUUACGCUAUUGUCAGCUGGGUAGUUCGUUCAAAGAUUAAACGGUCCCAGUCGAUGGAGAUGGGAUUACUGAAAACAUCUGAACGAGAUAUGGAAUCAGAAGACGAAAUCUAGUUUUGUAUAAAUUCUGUUUUACCACUUUGCCUUCUUCACUAUUAGGAUAUUUUUACCUCAUUUCUAGACAUGUUACAAUCUUGUUUGUUCUUCAUAUAACUCGCUGUGUAAGUAUCAUCCUCAAAGUACUGUAUAUUUGUACAUGAUUACAUUCUCAUUUGCAGAGUGUAGGUCUGAGAUUAAUUUGUGGUGUUUCCUUUAGUACAUUGUUCAUCACAUGCUUUAAUGGAAAAAUAUUUUCCUAUUAGAGAACUUAGAUUGGAUGGGAUGACAUUGUCAAGUAAAAAUCAAUUCAGCCCAUUAAUAGCUUGACUAAUAUGUCGUCCUACUGUAAAAGAAACUGGUAAAUUUCCAUAUAGUAAUAUGUCAAAAAAGUUGAAUUGCCAGGCAUGUGCAUAAAAUAAUUGUACACAACUUUAAAACAAUAGCAUAAGCACAUUAUUGACAGAGACCUAAUCUGCAUUCUCAAGUGUAUUGAAGAAUGUCUUUGCUUGUAGUUUCAGAUGAAAUUGGGGAAAAAAAUCCCUGCAAAUUGCAAAACCAUGUGGCAUUUCUCUGCACAGUCUGUCUUUGUUCCUUACCACAUGUGCUCCACCAGAUUUCUGCAAGGGGAUCAAAUAAAUGUAGAAAUGACCAUUGGUCGCUCAUCAUGAGGGGAAGUUACUCAUUGCAGUGACUUGACACUCCAAUCACCCUGUGCUUUAACAAGCAGUAAGUACAUUGACACUACUUUAUAGCCAGGGACAUUGGAAUAAUAUUUAUGGUGGAGGUGCUGAAAGCCAUAGAACAAAAACAACCGUGUAUGUGAUGGAAACUUUAUGUAUGUGAUUGUCAUUACUACUUCAAGCCAAGGGGUGCUGCCACACCCCAAGCACUGUUUGUUCCACACCUUUGUUCACAGCAAGUGUAGCAACUGUGUAAAUGCUGCUGUGUGUCAAACAGGGCAACAGCAGAUGUCCAAGUUAAUUCUGUACCCUAAAUUUAUCUUCUUUCCCAUACUGCCAUGUAGUGGGAUUUCAGUAAGGCAAAGGGAGUGGAUGCAGUGCACACAUUCACCUGCUGUGCUCAGCAGUGGCAGCAUAUGCGUUUGGAUGCAUCCUGCAGCUGAGGGACCUGCUCUGUUCUCCCUGCACUCUUCUGGGGGAUGUUGAUCACUAUAGAAUAGAGUGCUUUGUGGACACACAUACACAGUGAUCAUUUUAAAAUCAACUCCACAGGCUUCUUUAUGCAAUUUCUGAAUGUAAAGUAGUUUGCAUUGUACAAAUGUUUCUGAGGUGCACCAGAUUCCUUCAGUUCUUGCUGCAGUAAUGAUGCAGUCCAAUAUGAACUGGAGGAUUAGGAAGUGAAUAUAAUACAUGGCAAAGAACAUUAGUGAGUUUUAUUGCAUGGAAGCAUACUGCCCCCAGAGGGUUGAAUACUUGAAGUGCAUCUGUAAAAAAAUCUUUAAAAAGGCCUAGAGUAAGUAACUGGGCAUAAUUGAGCAUCUGCUAUUUGGGUGUAAUAUGAACAGCAAUAUUCAGGUGUAAUAACAGCAAUUUGUAGCAAUUCCUGUUAUUGUAAUAUGAAAAUUCCAGCCCAGUGGGACUGUAACUAGAGACAUACUUUUUUUUUCUCUCUUAAUGUUCUCAUGUUUUCAUCAUACACUUCAAUGCAAAAUCCCAGUUCUGCAGUCCUUAUGUAAGCAGUCACACUUACUAUUCAUAGAAUCAUAGAACACUAGGACUGGAAGGGACCUCGAGAGGUCAUUGAGUCCAGUCUCCUGCCCUCAUGGCAGGACCAAGCACUGUC
Molecule: messenger RNA, 2774 nt
Organism: Pelodiscus sinensis (Chinese soft-shelled turtle)
Lineage: Eukaryota; Metazoa; Chordata; Testudines; Trionychidae
Gene: TMEM45A
Product: transmembrane protein 45A
Source: RefSeq, a predicted model, not a curated record